CCUGUGGUUUUUGAACGGAAGAAUAAACGUCAAAUUACGCAGCUCAAGGACGGACCAAGAAAUCAAUCGCGGAGUGUGUCAUUCCCUUUUCAAAUGUAAAUACGAAUUAGAAACACGUACAAUUAACUAAAAUGACUAUGAAUUGAAAUAAAAGUGUUGUUUAUGUAGUGUUAGGUAUAUAUUAUGGCACUGUGCUACUAAUUAUUAAGUAUUUAUUAUGAAGACUCGAUGAAAUCUUUAACAUAAACAAUUCGUGAUGAAGUGGCUGAUUAUUACCGCUUUGCCAGUGUAUUUGGCUAUAUCGUGGUACAUUCCUCUACUGUUGAGUUUAUUUUAUCUAACAAUAUUAUGUGUUUUCCUUGUCGUGUCUGUUUUUAUGUUAACACUUUGGGGUCAUGUCGCUCUUUCCUCUCCUCAUCAGACCUCAUUAUUUUUAGUAGAUAGAGUAGAAAAAGAAAUGCGGCAUCUAGAAGAGUCAUUAAAGGAAGACCAAACUAAUUGGCCACAUACUAAAACUAAAACUCAUUUACCGGUUAUUUUCGGGCGUACUGUUGAUAGUCAAUUACAGCAGUUAAUUGACAAUGUUUUAAGAGACUUUGUAACUCGCUGGCUAAAGGAGUGGUCUCAUAAACCAGAACCAGUGAUCGAUAAAUUAAAAGAGCAUACUUGGGGCGCAAUCCAGAACUUGUAUGAGAGAUUGUUACGUGUGGACGCUGAAAAGUUAUUAACCAGUGACAUGGUCACAAAGAUAACUCAGCAUUUUGAAAGAAUUCGAAUCGCUCGGAGCUGUGCAUUGGAAUUGAACCAGGCCCCAGUGUUUGCUUUGGCCCCACACCUGAUGUCGUGCGAGACUGAGCUGCACUACCUGAGACAGAUCAGUGAGCUCAUCAUCAUGUUUCUGAUGCCGCGAUGCUACUCGUUGGCGCCGGCGUCGCAUCUCAUGCGGGAAAUACUGGCUUGUAAAGUAUUACAACCCGCGAUAGACCUGCUGACCGAGCCAGAUUACAUAAACCAAAAGAUAAUCCAGUAUUUGGAGGCGCAAAAGGAAGUGAACGCCAUGCACGUGAGAACGCACGAAUACGCGAAGACGUUCGAGGAUUACAUAAGGCUCAUCAAUAGCUGCAAUAAUGUCGACACGCUGAAACGGUUACGGUACGACAUAGUCACGCAAAUAAUGCAAGCGACGACCUUACAAAACGUCAAACGCGCGAAAGGCGUAGACAUCGACGCGAUUGAGAAGCCGUCAGCGCAACUCAACGUCAGCAGGCAACAGAUUGCUGACGCCAAGAAGCUGAAACGCUACAUCGGUCAGCUGACGAUCGCUAAGGCGGAGUGCGAGACAGCCCUGAGGAAGUUGGGCUGGGAUGGCGCUUUUCCUACUGUUAACGAAACUGAUAGUAAGACUCUACCCUUACACAAAAUAAUGGAAAGCGUCAUCGGCCGUAGAUACCUAUCGAUGUUCUUAGAAAAAAUGUGUUCACAAGGCCUAGUGGGGUUCUGGAUGGCGGUGGAGGAACUCCGCCACAGCCCCAGGAGUAGCUGGCAUCAGCUGGGAGCCGAGAUAUUUUACACUUAUAUUAGAUCGCCUAGCGCGGAAAUUAAAGUUGAUAAGGAUACAAGAAAACGUAUGGAGGCUUUCUUACUCGGGGACAAAGGACCGGAAGUUUUUUACGAAGUUCAAGACACGGUAGUAGAUACGAUACAAGAGAAAUACUAUACUUCGUUUCUGUUGAGUGAGCAGUACAGAGCGUUUAUAGCGGAACUUGCGACUGAAGAAGCCAAUAAAGAAAUGAACUCCGAACGAUCGCCAAUAGAAGACCGUCAGCUAUCAAACGAAUCCGUCUCAUCAGCGGAAAGCGUGGCCGGCGCCUUGCAUCUUAAUGAACAUUCCACUUACGCUAGAAGAAAACUCGACCAAUUGCAGGAGAGGCACAACAAUAAAAUACAGGCACUCGCAGCCCUUCGCGCGUCUCUAAAGCCAGAUUCCCCCGCUUUAGCAAUGCUAGCCAACGAAGUGGAGCGCUUAGCGGGCGAGCAGAUGCGCUUAGAAGCUCACUUGGCCCGCACCGACACUUGGGCGGAGCACCUCGGACUGUGGCGAGCUACUGUGCAUAGCGCUGAGAUAAUAGACGAAUCAAAACCACCACAGUUUGUCAUAGUAGUUCACAUGGCUGAACAAGAAGUAAUAAGUUGCGACGACAGGCCUGAGCAAAUAUCCACUGGGUGGGUGCUAUUACGAACCCUAAACGAAUUCCAAGAAUUACAUCGAAAACUAAGGCCUCUGUGUUCGGAACUAAAAAACCUGGAGCUGCCAUCAAAUUCUUUUAAAUUUUUAUUUGGUAAAAACGAUAGGAACUCUUUAGAAAAAGCAAAAACUUUAAUACAGAAAUAUUUAGAAUUUGUAUUAGAAGACGAUAGACUAAACCAAAGCGAAGCUUUAUACACAUUCCUUAACCCCAGUUCAGAGUAUCUUAAACAAGGAGAAUUGCCAAAGAAAAAUAAGUUCUCUUUUUCUACAUUAUUUAAAAGCACGAGUAGCGAAGCAACGAGCCGUUCGUCUCAAGAGAAAGAAGCGUUCACGCACCUUUCGGCGGACGAGGACGAAAUAUCGUUGUACCUCGAUGGUAACGGAGGCGAUGCCGCCAGUAAAAACAUCACUACUGCUAUGCGUGGUACUGGCAUCGUCGGCGAAGAGAGAGACAGCAUAGCGGAACCGCUAUACGCUUUGUUGAGCGAAGUAUUCGACAUGCGAGGAGUGUUCAGAUGGCUCAGGAAAACUCUCGUCACGUUCGUGCAAAUCACAUACGGCAGGACGUUAAAUAGACAAAUCAAAGAAACGGUUUCCUGGUUAUUCUCGGAGCAGAUGCUUCAUUACUACAUCAGCGUGGUUCUUAAAUCGUGGUGGCCCGGUGGUGUUCUCAGUGAAACUACGUCGAAUCGGAACUUCCAAGAUAAAGAACAUACGCGAACGCUGGCAUCUCAGCAGCUGACAGAAAGCGUGGUGGAAGCGCUGUCUUCGCUGGUAGGCGCGCACGCCGCAGCCAGAGGCGCUCACAAGCUGUUCCUCACGCUACAGAACACUACACACAACAAACAGCUGUUCUAUGAACUCUUCGAACUAGUCUUACUGGAAGUGUUUCCGGAACUCAAAAGAUAUCACUAAUAUCUCAACUCGCUUAGGUAAGAUAAAGCCAUGACAAUAGAUUAACAAAAUUUCAUAUGAUCUUACAGGGAAUUUUAUCCAAAAACAAUGUUGUCAUAUUUUAGUACUCUUUAAGAGACAUUCCAAUAUACAUUCUUUGGUGAUUUGAAGGUUUUUAUUCCAAUAUUUAUUCGUUACCGAUACAAUACAGUAUUGAUCUCAUCUGUACUCAUACAUUUGUAGAUGUUAAUAUAUUUCGACUAGGCCUCUUUAUUAAUUUUGUGCCAAAGAUUGCACUAACCAGUAAAUAACUGCUUUAAUUUAUUUAAAUUAUCUUUAAUGGUUACUUUACAAAUAGCACUUUUGUACAAAU
Ostrinia nubilalis (European corn borer) is the source of this 3515-nucleotide messenger RNA. It is a transcript of the gene snz, whose product is annotated as sorting nexin-25. Gene Ontology annotation, cellular component: intracellular membrane-bounded organelle. Lineage: Eukaryota; Metazoa; Arthropoda; Insecta; Lepidoptera; Crambidae. The transcript is spliced from 17 exons. The record is from RefSeq and is a predicted model, not a curated record. Bases 257 to 3163 code for a protein of 968 amino acids. Gene Ontology annotation, molecular function: phosphatidylinositol binding.